ACUUACUGCGCCGGCGUGCCGGCGCGAGCGGUCAAAGCGCCUUCCGGAGACCGCCGAACUGCGCUCAUUUCCCAGUGUGUAGCUUUCGAAGUGCCCUGAGCGAGGCUCAGGGAGGCCGCCGCCACUGGAGGGUAUUUUUUCUACAGCUCUGGUACCUCCCAGUGGUCUGCUACUCCGGUCCUUGCCCUUUGACCUCGCUCUCGCGGCGGGGUGAGAGGUCGGUGGCCAUCUUGUGGCGGCGGCGCGGGCGGCUGUUACUGCGGAGACCCAUCCCCUCCCCCCGGGGCCCCCCUCCCGACGGCCUGACAGUCAGUAAGGAGUCCCUCGGGCCGUCUGGUGAGGCCUCGGCCUCGUGCCGUCGCUCUUCCCGCCGCACUGGGUGGCUCAGGCCGUUCCUUGCAGGGCUUUACCGCCGCCACCAUGUCCUCCUUCUCCGAGUCGGCGCUGGAAAAGAAGCUCUCGGAGCUGAGCAACUCUCAGCAGAGCGUGCAGACCCUGUCCCUGUGGCUCAUCCACCACCGCAAGCACGCGGGACCCAUCGUCUCGGUGUGGCACCGUGAACUUCGCAAAGCCAAAUCAAAUAGAAAGCUUACUUUUCUGUACUUAGCGAAUGAUGUCAUCCAAAACAGUAAAAGGAAAGGACCUGAAUUCACUAGAGAAUUUGAAUCUGUCCUUGUGGAUGCUUUUUCUCAUGUUGCCAGAGAGGCAGAUGAAGGCUGUAAAAAACCUUUAGAAAGAUUGCUGAACAUCUGGCAAGAAAGAAGUGUGUAUGGCGGCGAGUUCAUACAGCAGCUGAAGCUGUCUAUGGAGGACUCCAAGAGCCCUCCCCCCAAAGCAACAGAGGAGAAGAAGUCUCUGAAGCGAACUUUUCAGCAGAUACAAGAGGAGGAGGAUGAUGACUACCCUGGAAGCUAUUCUCCCCAAGACCCUUCUGCAGGACCCCUCUUGACUGAGGAACUAAUCAAGGCUUUGCAAGACCUGGAAAAUGCUGCAUCAGGGGAUGCUACUGUUCGACAGAAAAUUGCUUCUUUGCCCCAGGAGGUACAAGAUGUUUCUCUAUUGGAAAAAAUAACAGACAAAGAGGCAGCUGAACGGCUUUCAAAAACAGUCGAUGAAGCAUGUCUGUUACUAGCAGAAUAUAACGGGCGCCUGGCUGCAGAACUGGAAGACCGGCGCCAGCUGGCUCGGAUGUUGGUGGAAUACACCCAGAACCAGAAGGAUGUUUUGUCAGAAAAGGAGAAAAAGCUAGAAGAAUAUAAACAGAAGCUCGCGCGUGUAACCCAGGUACGCAAGGAACUGAAGUCGCAUAUUCAGAGCUUGCCAGACCUCUCAUUGCUGCCCAACGUCACAGGGGGCUUGGCCCCCCUGCCCUCUGCUGGUGACCUGUUUUCAACUGACUAGGGCAGUUGAAAUCGUGCCUCAGAUUCCCAUCUGUACCAGCAGAAAGAAGAGGGCAGGUCAUGGUUGGAAAUAAUCUUGUAGCCCCAGUCCCCGGCCUCAAGAAAGAACUACAGACUCUGAUUCUCCUCUCCAGCCUCUCCUGCUGAGCACAAUUCAGAUCAGUGGCGAGUAGAAUCCAGUUUAGAUUCAUAUUUGGAAAUAAUAUGAAUUUCUCCCAUUUCCUGUUUUCAUGCCCCUGUCAGUUUUCCAUUUUUAACUCUCUUUACACCCAAGAAGUUCUGAAAAUCAUGUGUGCUUCUGGAACCUUUCAGAAAAAUCUUGUCCUGUGUGACAGCAUUUUGUCAUGAAAGUGACUUCUCCUUUCUGAGCUGAGCUUGUUCACGUUCAGUACAGGCUUCCACUGAGGGACUUACUCAGGCGUCAUCGGCUUUCCCAGAUUCCAUCCACCCAAAAGGUUGGAGGCACAACUGUGAAGCAGCUUUGCCAUAAAGAGUUUGCCAAAUCGAGGAUCCUUCCUUACCCUUACUUCUAGCUAUUUAUAGUCAAAGCCUAGGUGCGUUGGUAAGCAGACAAGAGAAUCUGGCAAAUAAGAUUCAAAGAUGAUCUGGGACAGAAAGUCACUGUUCAGAGACAGAGUAACAGGGAUCACAACAUAAGUUAAAAAUAAAUUAUUUGUUUCAGGUUCCUACAGACAACCUUUCCAAGAUGCAUUUAUCAUGGGUCCCACCCACUGUCAUAGAGGGUGUUCCUAAAAACACGAUCUUCUGACCCCACUUGGUUGUGAAGGCAGUUAUUGGAAAUGGCACUGGUGGGCCCCGAAAGCUGAAGGCAUGCUGAGACUCGACUUCACAUGGGUGUUGCUUUGACCCUUUCUUUUGGGGAGUAGGGCGCACUAACAUUUAAUUCACUCUGUGGAGCAUGUCCACGGUAUGGUGACUAAACUUGAAUAUCUCCUUUGCAAAUGACACUUUGUGCAUGUUUGUCUGUCCGUCAGUUCACGCCACUGCACAUGUCCUUGUGCCCAUAGGAAGAGGAGUGCUUUGCAUCAGAUGUUACUGAAUGGCUCAUCUUGGGCAGGGGAAGGGGAAAGUCGGGAAUAUUAACGUGGGGUUUUUAAAUUUCACUAUCAUGCCAGCUGACAUCAUGACUAUAUAAUGUAGUUAGGAUUUUUACCUUGCUUUUAGUAAAGGUUAGGCCUGUUAACUGUAAAUCAUUCUAAUUUCGCAGGCUUAUUUUUGACAUUGGAAAGGGCAGAAAACAAUUUGCCCCAAUAGUAGAAUAGGAAUUAUAGCCCAGAGGCUGAAAUCCAAAAGCUGUAAAAAGGGAAUUCAGUGAUGGGGGCUUCAGAAACUCCAUUAUUUUGAGUAGUUAUUUUCAGGAUUACCAAAAAGCCAAUUACAUGUAAUUUUACAUGUUAAACAUGUUAAAACUUAACCUAUGUUUUUAAAAGUAUAACAGGCUUCCCUUUAAGAAGUUCUGCUGCCUGCCAUAAAGUGAGAACAAUGAAAAGUCAGAGCAGGUGUUCAGUUUAACUCUUUGUAGAACCUAGUAGCAUUUAAGCUAUUUUUCAGAUUUGAAUUCAGACUGUGUUGUUUGCUUAUUGACACUGCCUGUUGUCCUGUCAUUAUUAAAUUAAUGCGUAUAUACAGUUUUUCUUCAGAGGCCAGAGGGCAGUAGGUAACUUUACUAAAAUUGCGAGAUUAAUUCCAAUUUUGCUGUCUCAGCACAUAGGCCCCUCCCCAUGUGGCGUGCUGCUUUAGUCCUAACAGGAGCUUGUUUCUGAACAGUCCCGUCUUGGACUUCUCUGUGCUUUCACCCAGGAAGCAACAUUCUACUAGCCACAAACCAGCCGGAAGGGUACAGUAGAUAUUUGAUAAACUAGAUGAAAAUGUUAUGACAUAAUGGAUUUUGCCCACUGCUUUGUUCUAUCUGAUUGAGGCUGACGAGCAAUUGGUGCAUAAUUACUACAACAAGAACAGGAGAUGAAUCUACGGCAAUUAUGUAAAUGAAUGUGUUGGCCUCUUAACACCUGUUACUAGUGGACUUCCUGUGAGGAAGUUAGUUUUGUUUUAUAGUUUUUUAAUGAAAUGCUUUUGUUUUUUAAAAUCUUAAUUCUUCCCAUAUCCUCCCCACGUGUGCUUACUUCAUUUGUUUAAUUUAAAUGAACCUUUCUCCUUGGAUGUAUGAGGUGAUCUGGGGGUGGGGGCGGUGGGUGGUUUUUGUUUUGUGUUUUUCUUCUUAGGGCAUCCGUGGGCCUCAAAGGACCUUUCCUUUAGGUCGUAUUCCUCAAAGUCUUCAACCUAAUUUUGUUCUUGUUUUUGUUUUUUUUCUUAAAGAAUAUUUUUAAAGCUUAAAUUUGUAUAUUAAUUUAGGACUUUAUUUAGAAGUAUAGGCUGUCGUUGGCGGCAGCAGUAUAUUCUGAAAUGUCUCAUAGAUAUAUAUUUUUGAAUAAAGAUGGUGUUGUUGAACGACAUCGUGCAAUGUUCCUUCUUCCUGUGCUGUUACUGAACACCCAGUGCUUCCUUUGUAAGCGGUGGGUAAUUAGUAAUCGCCAAAAGAGAUUGUGCUGUCUGCACAGAAUCAUGUCCCUUGGGAGUUUUUGUGACUCUUAGUGGUCCAUAAAUACUCAACACUUACAUAGUAUUUUCUGCUGCUUUCCAGGGCCUUAAUUAGCUUUAAUUAGCCAGUUCCCGCAGUACUCAGGAGAGGUACCGCCACAGUUUUAGCCUCAUUGUGUAGAGGAGGGAACCGAACGGAGAAAGGUUAAAUGACUCUUUCCCUGGUACCACACGGUCUCUGACAGAUUAAAACUUGGAAAUUCUUUGAGUUCAGCGCUUUUGUUCACACCACGAGUCUCCUGAGGAAUACUUGAUUUUGUCAAGAUGGUGCAGGCCAUGCUGCACAGUAAAAAGAAAAAUGCGAGAUAAUUGCAAACCCAAGUGGUAUGUCUUUUGAAAACAUUUUUGUGGAUUUCCUUUAUCCUUUAUUUUUCACUUCUAAAUGCAAUGAAAGCAUAUUGACUAUUACAGGUUGAAACUCAAAUUAAUAGAAAAACAGCUGGAAAGAGGCCUUUUGAAGCAAUCGGUAAGUUUGGAAGGAUGAUUCUAACCUGUCCUCUGGGUAAGAGCAGCGCUUGCCCAGAGAAGUCGUCACCAGUCUACUCAUGUUGCAAAAAACUACAGUAACUGUGGUCCCUUUUAAGACUAACUGUAGCUCAGGUUGAAUGAAAUCCAGUAUUAGGAAAGUGGAGACUGUGCAUUGCCUUCGGCCUCUCUUAAACUGUAAAGGUUGAGUCUAACGUGAAUCUCAAGAGACAAGCUCCCCUUCUGUGUCCCCAGGUUUCAUGGCCUAGUUAAUGUCUUUCCUUCUACCUAUAAAUAGUCCAUAAUUCCUCUGGUUUAAUUAGCACUUCAGGCUACAAAAUGUGACUCUGUGGUCUUCAAUGGAAGGUGGAACUACUACAGAGUUCAUGAAUCUGUCAAAAGACUUACGUUUUGUGAUGAGAGCCAUGAACUCUCUGUGUGACCUUCCUGGGCAAGGUACUUCCCUCUCUGGGCCUUGGUUUUCUUAUCUUUGAAUUGCAUGGUAUUGCACUAAAUUAUUUCUAGCAUCUCUGCCAACUCUAAAAGCUUAUGAUUGUUAUGUUGUUUGAGAAGAAUGCAGGACUGAGUUCUGAGAAUGCUGGACAGCAUGUCAAUAUUUGCUAGAGUAAUGAUAUCACCAUUGUGCUUCACACAGCUUUUUUUUUUUAAAGAUCCUAUAUGAAACCCUGGAGGUGCUUGUCCAUAAGCAUCAGAAAACAAGAGACAGUCCCAAGACUAGAAAGAUGGGGUAAACCUGAUUUAUUUGCGAUCUUUAGAAAAAAGCUCUUUUCCUGCCUGAUUUGCUGUUAUCUUACUUUCACCUAGGAUCAUGUGGUUAAACUCAUUUCUCAUCACCACCUCCCUGGGAUUUUCCAUUUAAAAAUCAUUCUUCCAGUCUGAGGCACAGAUUCAAUUAAGAAUCCAUUAUUUUCCUGUACAGGAGAUUGGGAUUCAAACAGCUUUAUGUAGUGUUGAAAGCCCAGUUCAUUCAAUUUUCAGACUCUGACUGUUAUUUUGCAUUAAAAAUCAUUUUUAUCACUGGUUUGAUAAUUAAAAUUAGCAAUAUGAAUCAGGAUUUAUGGGUCUUUUUUUAAAACAAAUAGAAGGUAGUUGUGGCAAGUGAUAACGACAUCUUCUGGUCUCUUGCUAUGAUGACCUUGGGCAGGUCCCUCAGCCUUUCGAGACCUCUGCUGCUGCUUAACGAAAAUGAAGGCGGCUGACUAAGAAGCUUCAGAAGUCCUUCCCAGAUCUAACGCUGUGUAACUAGGCUUUCAGAAUAUUUCUUUGUAAACUUAGUACCUACCUAAUGCAUUCUAUAGAUUUCUAAAUGCCAGCUCUCUAUGAAUUCUUAGGAAAUCAAUAAAUCAAAGUAGUUAUAAAUAGAUGUUAAAAGGGCCGCGUGCCAUGUUUGUGACAAGCUCAGGUUCCAUGGCAGUUGAAUGUAGGUUCUUAAAUGCAUGUGUUAAUGUUCAGUAGGUAGUGUUUGGAAGGCACUGUUAGCUACUACAUCUGCACCAGAGGCUGUAUUGACAAUGGAGACAGUCAGAAACCUGCAGCCCUUGAAACCCUCUCACCCACAUAGAGGGGUACACAUGAAUCAGAAGUGAGAGUUGAAGGAAGGGGAAUUUGAGUGGGGAUGUCCUUGAAGAGAGCAUUGCUCUGUUUUAACGGCUCCCAAUGGUGAACAGUGGAUGCCCCCUGCCCUUUGUCUCAAGGCUGGGGAAAGAGACUCGAGUUCAAUAUGUGUCCUCUGGAUGGCAAUUCCACGGACCCCUGCCCGGAAAUAUCUGAAGGUGCUUUGAUGACAGAGCAUGGGGAGGAGGUUGAGUUGAGUGCAACCUCCUGUAGCAUUUUUCAGAGGGACAGGAUGCAUGCCUGCUCCUGGGGGCCAGAUGUGGGCUCCAUGCAAGAGACCGGUAAGGGGUCAUCUCAGAGUCUGGCCAAAAGGUGAGGCUCAAGGUGCUGAACUUGCUACUCAGGACUGAGGAAGGAGCUGAGAGCAAAGAGCCAGGGAAUGGCAUCACCCCUGAGAGAUGUCUGGUGAUGGGGGACGACAAUGGAAUGUCUGGGAGAAGGAGCGGUUGAGCCACUCUGAGGAGUGUUGAAAGAACCUGCGUGAGAAAGAAGUAAACUCUUGCCAAGCUAGUGCCCCGUCACCACAAUGCCUUCAGUAAGGCUCUUUGCCCUCUUCAUCACCCCACCGCCCUGUUAGUGAAUUCAUGAAUUCUGUGUGUACUUGAAUGCAAGUUUUUUUAUUGUGGCAAAAUACAUGUGGCAUAAAUGUACCAUUUUGGCCACUUGAAAUGGUUACAACUCAUUGGCACUUGGUACAUUCACAGUGUUGUACAAUGUUGUAUAACCACCCCCACCUUUGUUUAUCCAUCAGUUGGACAUUCGAGUUGUUUCUGCUUUUGGCUCUUGUCAAUAAUGCGGCUGUCAACAUUCUUGUACAAAUUUUUGUUUGAGUACCUGCACUUAGUUCUUUCAGGUUUAUGCUUAGGAGUGGAUUGCUGAGUCAUAUUAAUUCUGUUUAGUUGAGAAACAACCAAGCAAUAGUCCACAAUGGCUACACCAUUUUACAUUUCCACCAGCAGUGUAUAAGGGUUCCGAUUUUUGCACAUUCUCACAGUUCUAGGUUCUUUAGAGAAAGAGAAACAAAAGGGUGUUUAAACAUAUAUAUUAGGUAAUAGAUACAUAUCAAUAGAUAAAUGGAGAGAGAGCUGUAUUUCUACACACAAGAGAACUUCACAUCUCUAAAUAGUUCUAUGUAGAUAUAUAGAUAGAUGAUAGGUAGGUAGGUGGAUAGGUAGCUAGCUGACUAGAUAGAUAGGUAGAUAGAUAAGAAAUAGGUGAGAGAUAUUUUAAGGAAUGGACCCACAAUUAAGGAGAUUUGGUAGUUUCAAAAUCCAUAGGGGAGACCAGCAAUGGGAGACCAGCAGCCGGAGACCUAGGGAUGAGUUUCAGUUCAAGUCCCAAGGCAGUUGGCUGACAGAAUUCCUUGCUCACGGAGGAUGUCAGUCUUUGUUAAGGCCUUCAACUGAUUGGAUAGGGCCCACCCUCAUUAUGGAGGGUUAUCCUGAUUUUCUUAAAAGUAGAUGGAUUUAAAUGUUAAUCUCAUCCAAAAAAUACCUUUACAGAAACAUCCAGAAUGUCUGACCAAGUAUCUGGGCACUGUGACCCAGCCAAGUUGACACAUAAAACCAAACAUCACACUAGCCAACACUUGCUGUUUUCCAUUUUUAAAGUUAUGUUAGUGAUCUAGGGCUUGAUAAGAAAGUACCACUUGCUGAGUGGCUUAUAACAAAUUUCUUGUGUCAGAGUCUUGCAAGCUAGAACUCUGAAGUCAAGGUGUUUGUGGAAACUUGCUGCCACCAGAGCCUCUAGAGGCGGGUCCUCCCUUGUUUCUUCUAGUUCUGGUAAUUCCAAGGGUUCCUUGGCUGUGCCAACGAAACUCUAAUCUUUAUCUCCAUCUUCACAUGGCCAUUUUCCCUCUGUCUUUGUCCCUUUUUUUUGUAAGUAUACCAGUCAUAUUGGGUUAAGCCCAACUAAAUAAGCUCAUCCUAAUUUGAUUAAAUCUGCAAGGACCCUGUUUCCAAGUAGAGUCACAUUCACAAAUUCUGGGACUUUGGGGGUAGGGAGGGACACGUUUCAAUCCAUAAUAAGAGCUAUCCUAGUGGCUAGGAAGUGACAUCUCACUGUGGUAUUGAUUUACAUUUCCCUACUGACAAGGACAUUGAGCAUCUUUUCAUGUGCUUCUUGUCCACUUGCAUGUCUUUUUAAAAGAGAUGUCUGCUCAAGUCCUUUUAUUCAUUUUUGAAUUGGGUUAUCUCUUGUUAUUGAAUUGUAAGAGUUCUUUAUAUAUUCAGGAUGCUAGACUAUCCUUAUCAGUGAUGUAAUUUUCAAAUGUGUUCACCCAUCCUAUGGAUGUCUUUUCACUCUCUUGUUAUGUCCUUUAAUGUAUGCAGCAGGCACAGGGAGAUAGUCUGCACACUGCCUUCCUGUGCUGCAGGCAGAGAACCCUGUUUUUUGCCUCUGGGAAUACUUAGUGUAGUAGGGUUGGCCAGGUGCCAAAUGAUACACACUCAGAACAAAGAAGUAUACAUUAAGCUGGAAGAAGGAGAGAGAUUUCUAAAUAAGGUGAUAUGUUCAGCACUGGCUGCGAGUCUCCUUCCCUUCCUGCAAGAAAAUGGUUCAGGUCCCAGGUACACUCUCGCAUAAAUAUGUUUCAUUUGCUAACCGGUCCUUUACAAGAAUUUGCCCAUGUCUGGAUUAAUGAGGUCUAUGAAUUAAUGAGGGCUAUGAAUUAAUGAGGUCUCCAUGUAUUUCCUAACAUGAACACUUUCAAAUUAUCAGAUGCUGCGAUUGGGAAGUUGUGCUCUCCCUGGCCCAGGGACUCUUUGGAUAACUGUCCUAUCAGAUACCCACAUGGGCUCAAGGCCAGGUUAGAAAGCAUUUCACUUCCCUGGAGAGGGUCUUUGUGAUACUACUACCCUGGAGGGUGUGCUUCUUCUACUUCUAUUAAAUCAGAUAUGGUUCCUCCACUCAGGAUGCCCUAGGCUAGAGCACAGAGCCCUGAAUUUGGAACCCAGGUGAAGUCCCAACUCCAUUGUUGUAGAAUGGAGUGACUUUAUAUGAGUCAUUUCACAUCUGGGCAUAGUGUCAAUUUAUCGGGAAGACUCAAUUACUUCCAGAUCUCCCUGGAGGCUUUCAGUCCAUGUUUAACAUUAACAAGGGCAUGGAGAGGCACACAGGGAUGGUCACAAGCUCCACUCUGAUGCCAAUGGUCUGAGUCCCAAUCUCAUCUCCUGACUGACACUUUGGCCAAGAAACUUCCUUUGCCUGUGUUUUGAUUUCAUCAUCUGCACAGACUGAUGAUAAUAAUAGAUGGUAGUAAUGAUAAUAAUAGACCCAGAGAGUUAUAGGGAUUUCAUGAAUCAAUGUUGCUAAAGUAAACUGAGUUACAUGUUUUUAAAAUAAAAGCUGUUUGCUGAUAAGAAACAAUCUGUGCAAAUACUAGGCAUGCGAGCCUGGAUGCAGCACAGCUGGACAGCCUUUCUUCUCUGCAUGUCCCGGAGCAAGAACUGUGUCCUCUUAAAGUCACAGCUAUUUUGAAAAGAUGCUGAGAAGGGACACUGGCCAAUAGCAAGAGGAUAAUACAGAGGGCUCCAACCCAGGCCUCCCAGGAAGGAUGGUUUAGUCUGUAGACCAAGGAGGGAAUUUGUGGUGAUGCCCAAUGGCUGUCGGUGGAGGAGGGCGUAGAAACGGUCCUCACUUUGAGGAUAAAAUGAGGAGGGAGUAGGAGAUGGAUGUUUCAUUGGGGAGAGCUUCAGAACCAUAUCAGGAAGAUUUCUUGCCCCCACCAAGGCUGACACACUUCCUGCCUGGGGUGUUUAUGGGGAGCUUCUUGACUAAGGUAGAUUAUUGUGCAAGAUGAAAGAGACAAGGCCCUUCCAGAUCUAAUCAUCCUGGAAUCUAAUAUUUCUGUUGACUUGGAGAUUUGACUGUUGACAAGAGUGGUAGGAAGAAAGCCAUAGCUAUUUAAAAGUUCCCAAAUUUGACCCUUGCCAAGCAAGGCCUCUACAGCAUGUCUGCCCAGCUUCCCUGAGCACCUCCUAAUGAAGUUCUUAGCAGCCUGACAUUGCUGUAAGAACCUCCUCUACCAGUCCCCAUGGGUUAUGAAACUUCGGUGGUGGUGACAGCUUCUGGCAAGGUCGUAGAAAAACAAUUUAUCUGAGAGCUGUCAUUAUUCAAGAAUCCAAGACACAAUUGCCCAGCCCGCUCUUGAUAGGGGCGGUGGCUGCCUUUGAAACUUGAAGAGGACCUUCCAGACCUGGCUCCUAGUUUCACUGGAAUGCAGUGGCAUCUGUUCUUCAUUUCUAUGGCCUGGAAGUCUGUGAAGUGAUUCCCAAGAGUGACUUAUCUCCCUCAGCCAAAACAAGCCCGGAGAGUCGUGAUUACGAGGCAAUUGAAGUUUAUUAGACUGCGUGUUAUACAUGGGCUCAGAUAAGCUGUGAUUUGAGUCAAGCCCUUCCUCCACCCACCACCAUUUACUUGACCAGCCUUGGAACAGACUGAUACUGAAUCCCCAUCCCUGGAGGCAUCCAACAGAACAUACGUAACCUCUUACCUGGGGAACACAUUGCAGAGGGAAUCUCAAAUCCAGUAGAACACGGGCUGCAAGCUCAAAUGCCUUCAAGGCCUGGGCAGGCCAGGGAAGGAGAAAAUUUGGCCAACUGUGGACAGAGGAGCGUGACAACUGCUAUACAGUUCAGCCAAGUGUCAGCAUGCUGGGAGGCAGAGCCCGUAUUGCCAGAUUGUUCAAUUUAUCUAAGAGAAGGUGGAGACCUGGAUUUGUGUGUAAAAUUCUCUCCAUUUUUAAAUGUUAGCAACCAAUCUAAACACCGGUUGGAAAGUUUUUUAAAUUUUUCUUGAAAUAUCAGUUUAUUUUUGCAAUACCAGUUUGUUGGCAGUAUCGUUUAUCUGUUUUGGAAUACUAGUUAGUUAGCUAGUUAGUUGGUUGGCUUUGGAAUGCCAGUUUAUUUGCCACCUAUGCAAGAACAGGGUGACUUUGCACUGAGGGCCUGUGAUAGGAGUCUGCAUAGUUGACCAUAAUCCGAGGGAGAAUCUCUGCUCUAGAAGACUCUGUUAGUCUUAGGGCAGAGCCUACAGGUGCCUUCCAGGUAAUUCAGAUCAGCUCUUUGCAGCCUGCUCUAGAGACAGAAGCACUGGCCUGAGAGUGGGGAGGCCUGGAUUCUGCUCCCAGGUCCUUCACUAAUUCUUUGUGACCUUGGGAGUCUCUGUCCUUCUCUAGCCUCAGUUUCCUCACUGGGAUUGACUCAUUACCUCUCAGGUUCCUCCUAGCUCAAAUGGCCUAAAGCUCCUGGGAGAAACCCAAGAGGAGCGUUUCCAAAAGAAAGGCUGGUUUUUGAUUUGGGGUGAAAUGGUUGUUUUCGGGGGACAGUUGUACAUCUUCAGAUAGUUCCAAAAACAGAAAAGAAUUUACCAGAAGGGAGACAUUGUCCAAGGCUUCCAGAGUCUUUGUGCCAAGGUCUUAGGGCUGAUGGAGGUGAUCUGUCAGCAUUUGUCAAAUGCCAGUGGAAAAGUCUGGGUGGUGAUAGAAGGCAGAUGGGGCUGGUGACAAGUGGAAACAGUCAGGGGAAGGGUCACGCCAGAGACUGGGUUGAUUCUCUGUUCUCAGUCACUCCUGGGAAGUCCUUCCCUGGACCUCAUUUUCCUCUUCUGAAAAUGAGGUUGCCUGACUGGUUCCUGAAUCCCCUUUGAGCCAUGGAGUUCUGCAAUUCCUAUGAAUAAUUGUUUUCCAGGUUGUAGUUUUUCAUCUGCACGAGGACCUUAAUUUUUUUUUUUUUUUGAUUCAACAGAUGUUUCUUAAAUAUCCACUGUGGACAGGCAGCACGGAUGCCACCAACAAAAGCAGAUACAGCCCUUGCCCUUGGGGCUUUUACAGUCUUGGGGGAGAUAGACAGUGACCAAUCAGGUAAAGGACCAGUGUACCAGCAAAGUGCCGUGAUACGACAAGGUUUCAACAGGUUUCAAAGUGAGCCUUGCACAAGCUGGACAGGGACAGCUUCUUUGAGGAAGGGACUCUUGAAUGAGACCCAAAUGUUACAGAUUAACUAACUUCUUGAAGGAAAGGUGCCAUUUUUCUGGCUCCCACUUACAGGCAACCACCUUGGACUACAAGUCCCAGCAUGACAUGAACCAGACUUCCUGAUGGGGGAGCUACUGGGAACAAGGGGUGGAGCUCAGCAGCCAGGUGAACCUACAUAACACAGAAGGCAGGUGGGCUUGCACUGAGGAACUUGAAGGGGACACAGGGAGGAGAGACAUGUAGUGAUACUUGGGAGAGACUUGACUGAGAGACACGUGGAGAGGCUAUUCCUGAUCCUUGGCAGAGACAAUGACAGCCGUUAUCUUGACCUCUUUGUAGGUUAUGUGUUUGUAUUUUCUCUCUCUCCUGUCCUAGCUCUCUGGAACCUUCCUAACCCCUUUCUUGUGGUUCCUUAGACUUGUGACAAGUUUUCAGGCCUCAGUGGCCCCAUUUCUGGCCAAGCCUGUUUGGCUGGGCAUCUGCCCAUGAAGGGAUGUGUAAUUUGGGGGAUUACAUUUACCUUUGUGUGAUAGAUGGCCGUACGCCUUUUACAGUGGGCAUCCCUUAACGGUUUGGGGUCCCUGCAUAUCCCUUGGUCACAUGCUUACAUAAAGGGUGAUGGAUGUUUAACGAAGUGAAGAGGACAAGAAAAUAUAUCUAGAAGAGGAACAGCAUGUGCAAAGCUGUACUAGGAGGGCACAGGGCGAACUUGUGGUACUGAAAGGUGCCAAUAAUGUUCACACAUAUUCUCUAGAGGAUCUUCACCAAGGGGAAGACAGUAUCGGAUCUGCCUUUUGAAAAAACUCUUCAAAAUACUGUUGGGAAGAGACAGUGAUGGUGAAAGUGAUGGGGGAAGGAGGACCAGAAUGGGUGCAGGGGGACCAGUAAGGGCUACAGCCUGGUGAGACAGGAGGGGGCCUGGAAGUCAAGAGAGAGU
This is a messenger RNA of Talpa occidentalis (Iberian mole), 13030 nucleotides long. RefSeq names its product regulation of nuclear pre-mRNA domain containing 1B (gene RPRD1B). The transcript has 7 exons. The coding region runs from base 421 to 1401 and encodes 326 amino acids. The record is from RefSeq and is a predicted model, not a curated record. Gene Ontology annotation, biological process: mRNA 3'-end processing. Gene Ontology annotation, molecular function: RNA polymerase II C-terminal domain binding. Gene Ontology annotation, cellular component: RNA polymerase II, holoenzyme. Lineage: Eukaryota; Metazoa; Chordata; Mammalia; Eulipotyphla; Talpidae.